Messenger RNA from Achroia grisella, 1480 nucleotides. RefSeq names its product 26S proteasome regulatory subunit 7 (gene Rpt1). Gene Ontology annotation, biological process: proteasome-mediated ubiquitin-dependent protein catabolic process. Gene Ontology annotation, cellular component: proteasome regulatory particle, base subcomplex. NCBI's taxonomy places the organism in Eukaryota, Metazoa, Arthropoda, Insecta, Lepidoptera, Pyralidae. Bases 129 to 1433 code for a protein of 434 amino acids. The record is from RefSeq and is a predicted model, not a curated record. The transcript is spliced from 10 exons. Gene Ontology annotation, molecular function: ATP binding; ATP hydrolysis activity; proteasome-activating activity.
UGACUGAUUUCUGACUGGUGACAGUGCAAAUUUGUAGCUUUUUGUUGUAACUAAGAAUCAUUAAACUUUCGUAAAAUAAUUGUUAAGUUUAGGAUUACAUACCAUUACGUAUAUUAAAAUAGUUCAAAAUGCCUGACCAUUUAGGAGAUGAUAUGCGAAAAGUAAAAGAUGAUAAAGAGGAACCAGAAAAAGAAAUUAAAUCGCUGGAUGAAGGUGAUAUAGCACUACUAAAAUCUUAUGGGCAAGGCCAAUACACAAAAAUCAUCAAAGAGGUGGAGGAUGGUAUACAAACAGUAAUGAAGAGAGUUAAUGAACUAACAGGUAUCAAGGAAUCUGACACAGGCUUAGCACCUCCUGCUCUGUGGGAUCUUGCUGCAGAUAAACAGACUUUACAAAAUGAGCAACCACUACAGGUAGCAAGAUGCACUAAAAUUAUAAAUGCAGAUUCCAGUGAUCCAAAAUACAUAAUCAAUGUGAAGCAGUUUGCUAAGUUUGUUGUGGACCUCGCUGAUUCUGUGGCACCUACUGACAUUGAAGAAGGAAUGAGGGUUGGUGUGGACCGCAACAAAUACCAGAUCCAUAUACCACUUCCUCCUAAGAUCGAUCCCACAGUUACAAUGAUGCAGGUGGAAGAGAAGCCUGAUGUAACAUACAGUGACGUGGGUGGUUGCAAGGAGCAGAUUGAGAAGUUGAGGGAAGUUGUUGAAACUCCUUUGUUGCAUCCAGAAAAAUUCGUGAAGCUUGGUAUCGAACCACCUAAAGGAGUGCUUUUGUUCGGGCCCCCUGGUACUGGGAAGACACUGUGUGCCAGGGCUGUCGCCAACCGCACAGAUGCCUGCUUUAUAAGAGUUAUUGGUUCCGAGUUGGUACAGAAGUACGUGGGCGAGGGUGCCCGCAUGGUGCGCGAAUUGUUCGAGAUGGCGCGCAGCAAAAAGGCCUGUCUUAUUUUCUUUGAUGAAAUCGACGCUAUCGGCGGCGCCAGAUUCGACGACGGUGCUGGUGGUGACAAUGAAGUUCAACGGACCAUGUUGGAAUUGAUCAAUCAGCUCGACGGAUUCGAUCCACGCGGUAAUAUCAAGGUACUGAUGGCCACGAACAGACCGGACACCUUGGACCCGGCUCUCAUGCGGCCCGGCCGUCUCGACCGGAAAGUAGAGUUCGGCCUCCCGGACUUGGAGGGGCGAGCGCAUAUUUUCCGUAUCCACGCUCGUUCUAUGAGCGUUGAACGGGAUAUUAGAUUCGAUCUGCUGGCGCGGUUGUGCCCUAAUUCUACUGGUGCUGAAAUAAGGUCGGUAUGCACAGAGGCAGGAAUGUUCGCGAUCCGCGCCCGUCGCAAAGUCGCCACUGAGAAGGACUUCCUGGAGGCAGUCAACAAAGUCAUAAAGUCAUACGCAAAGUUCUCGGCCACGCCGCGUUACAUGACCUACAACUAAUUAUAGCAUUAUUUCUAUCACUGUAUUUCCUAUAAUAAAAUAUAUAG